Pisolithus orientalis is the source of this 258-nucleotide messenger RNA. RefSeq lists its product as uncharacterized. The annotation marks the transcript as partial. Gene Ontology annotation, biological process: mRNA processing; chromatin organization; positive regulation of DNA-templated transcription, elongation. The transcript is spliced from 3 exons. The record is from RefSeq and is a predicted model, not a curated record. Gene Ontology annotation, molecular function: RNA polymerase II complex binding; zinc ion binding. Lineage: Eukaryota; Fungi; Basidiomycota; Agaricomycetes; Boletales; Pisolithaceae. Gene Ontology annotation, cellular component: DSIF complex; nucleus.
GCAUGCCUACUAUGCCCCAACAUCCAACAUCCAAAAGACUCUAAGAAAAAUGGAUGUCCAAACUGCGAAGAGAUCAUGCAAGCCAUAUCCGUUUACACCACUAUCUACUUUGAUGGAAUUACCUCCGCCAUUGAUGCUGAGUCGAGUUGGGUCGCACGAUGGCGGAGAAUGGGUGACAAAAUUUAUGCUGUCAAAGUCGGAGGUCGGGUUCCGGAAGAUGUAGAAGCAGAGCCCGAGAUUCGUGGUUUCAAAUAUUGA